Oncorhynchus masou masou (cherry salmon) is the source of this 7923-nucleotide messenger RNA. RefSeq names its product multimerin-2-like. The transcript has 8 exons. The record is from RefSeq and is a predicted model, not a curated record. NCBI's taxonomy places the organism in Eukaryota, Metazoa, Chordata, Actinopteri, Salmoniformes, Salmonidae. Gene Ontology annotation, molecular function: protein binding. Bases 47 to 3316 code for a protein of 1089 amino acids.
GCAGCUAGCUAGUGUGGAUAGAUCAGGACCAGGCAGCGUAGCAGACAUGACAACUGUGGGGGAACUGAUGCUGCUGGUGCUGGGGCUGCUGGUGACAGCUCAUUGUGAGGUCAGGGCCAGAGAUCCAGAGUUGGAGGAAGAGGACCCAGGCCUGCCUCUGGAGAAGGAAGGCUUGGAUACCCAGAGGAUGGGGAUAGGAGUCCAUCCUGAACCUGGGGGGAUUGACAUUCCCCACCUCAGGACAGGACCCCGUGGCCACGAACCUGAUAUGCCUGGACCUGCCCACCACCCUCUGGGGCAUGGGCCACAUGGACAACCCCAUCAGGUUGGUCCUGGGGGAAAAAACCUGGGUCUGCUGCCCGAGGAGAGUGCUCCCCCACCAGGAGAGGGAGGGAGCUACCCAGCCCGCACUGGGAACUGGUGUGCAUUCGUGCACCGCCGCAUUGUCACCACGGCCGUCUCCUGUGGCACGGAGGAAUACACCAUCAAGUCUCAGAGCCCCUGUCCCAACGGCACACCUGACUGCCAGCUUGUCAUGUACAAGCUCUCUACCCGGCCAGUGUACAGAUUAAACCCGAAGAUCUUCACCGCCUUGUUGUGGAGGUGCUGCACGGGACAUGGAGGGGAGAACUGCGAGGACACGGUAGCUGAUGGCCAUAUAUCUGACUCUGCAGACCCCACAAUGGCAGGACAACCACAUCCAGGAGACACUGAGCCUCAUCACACAGGCGCUCAGUCUAGACUCACCCACCAGCCUGAGUGGGAGCAGAAUGACUUCCAGGUGUCUGAGAACCCUCUGUACGAAAGCCAUCCCUCAGAGGCUGACAACAACAACGACACACACACAGAUUCCCGAGAGCCCCCCUCAUACCCUCGACAGGCCCAGGAGCACAUCCCUCACCAUGGCGAUGACCACCCCCACCCCUACCCCAACCACCGGCAGCAGGAUUUCGAUAAUGGAGAUCCAAUCAUGGGUGAAGUGGAGGCUGUCGCUCUACUGCCCUACGCAGACUCUCUGUCUCCCCUCCCUCUGCCCCACAUGAUGGCCCUGCUGAUGUCCCAGCUCCAGCCCAUGUUGGAUGGCUUCAACCGCACCUUGGAACGCCUGACCUCGGAGGUCGGGGGUCUGUCCCAGGAUGUAGCCCAGCUCCGGAGCGCUCAGUGGGAGGUAAAGGAGGCGGCCCUGCGGGGUGCAGAUGCCGGAGAGGGUCCCGAGGCCUUUGACGCUAAGCUGGAGCAGAGUUUCCAGGACAUCAAGGAGGUGAGGAAGGAACUGGAGAGACAGAGAGCUGAGAUGGCAGAUCGGUUACACUCCCAGCAUGCCAUGCUGCACUAUAACAUCACCAACUUCAAGACAGACAUCGACGCCAAGAUCAAACACAACGACAAGAUGUUACAGGUUAAUCUCGAGACCCUGAAUGCCACCCUGUCAGACAUGAAGCUCGAGCAGGAGCAUCUGAGUGAAGAGCUCCAGAGGGACCUGACCAGCCCAGGGGACAGGAGAGAACCCAACCAGGCCCAGCACCCUCCAGAGGACUCGGCAGUGUGGGAGUCUAUCGCUCGUCUGGACAACAAGGUGGUCAACAACACAGGGAGGGUGAAUGCCCUGGUUGAAGACUUGGAGAUGUCCAGGGCGUUGUCAUUGGCUCUGAAGAGCGGCUUCCGAGGCCUUGAGGAGAACAUUGCCCAAACGUGGAGGAACAGCCAGAUCCAGUUCAUGGAGACGGGCCUGGAGGUGGAGGCGGCUAAAGUAGCCGUGCUGAACCGUGUCAAUGAGCUGGCCAGCAACCUGACCCUCCGCUGGGAGCAGCUGCAGGAGAUGGAGACUGACAUGGACUACCUGUACACACAGUUCUACAAGAACGUCAGCUCUGCCAGAGACUGUGACUGCGAGGCAUUCACCGCCACCAUCUCCCGCUUGGAGCAGGGACUGACCAACGUCACAGAGCUGGCCAACGACAACCGUCUGGCCCUGGAUGGGAGUACCGAUGCUGGGUCGGAGCGCUGGAGUCCCUCUGUGGAGGACAUCUACCAGGGGUUGGAUCACGUCAAGGCCUCCCUGGCCUUUGAGCAAGAGAAGAGCAGGACUCUCCACCACAAUGUGACCCAGCUGCUGGCCUCCUUUCUGGGCAUCCAGAGGGACAUGCUCAGUCUGCGGGAGAGCGACGAGUGGUUGGCAGGUGAGAUGAGUCACCUCUCCAGCUCCUUCUUUUCUCUUUUGAACGAUGCCAUCCGCCACACCGAUGUGCUGGAGAUGCUCCUGGGAGAGGAGGUGAUGGGGUUUAUGGACUGGCCCCAAAGCAACCAGGAGGCCCACUCCAUCCCUGCACUGCAGGAGAGGCUUCGCCACAUGCAGGAACAGAUCAGGGGCCAGAACCUCAGUCUCACCUCCCUGUUGGAGGCCGCCCGGGCAGAAGAGUUCCCGGCCUCAGACGAGCCCUCUGUGCUGGUAGACUUGGCCUCCCGCGGCCUGAAGAGGAGGAGUGGAGACCAGAGGAGUGACCACCUUGUGGUCUCAGCAGCCUCUGAGGACCAGCAAGACUACUCUGACAGUGACCUGUGGACCCUUGAGAAAGCAGUGAAGGAGCUGGGGGAGAAGGUCCACAGGCUGGAGUACAGGCCUUGUACUGCCAGCUGCAACAACACCAAAGAUGGUACCAAACUGCAGGCAGAGGUGGCCUGGCUGAGGAGGGGUUUAGAGAAUCAUUUGAGUCUCUUCAAGAACGUCUUCAGUAACUCAGAGGGAUUGGCCGACUCAGAAAGCACCCUGGACUUGGACCAGCUGUGGGCCCUGAUGAAGAGGAAGGAGGGGAAGAGACAGAGGAAGCGCAAUAACAACAAAGAGGGAAUCAAAGACCACAUUGGAGAGAGAGAUAACCUUCGCAGCAGGAGGGAUACAUCAGUGCUAUCUAAGCUGGGGGACAGUCCCCUUAUGUUUCUGGCCAGAAGCAUACAGCGCAGCAGACCAAGUGACAGCAGCCUCCUGGUGUUUGAGGACACGUCGCUAAACCUGGGCCAGAUGUACUCAACUCACACUGGGAUGUUCCAAGCACCUUUGGCAGGAAUCUACCUCUUCGCGCUGACGCUGAACUUUGAACCUGGCCCCUCGCUGUCUGGGCUGAGGAGAGAGAACAGGGAGCUGGCUGCCGCUCUGCAUCAGGACAAGAUGGCAUUGUUUGGCCCCGUCACCCGUGUGUGUCUCCUACAGCUGCAGCAGGGAGAGGAGCUCCGGCUUGAACUGUAUGAGGGGACUCUGGUGACCGAUGACCCCAAAGACAACGCCUUCGCUGGGCUUCUGCUCUAUCAGACCACCUGAGGACGCCGGGGCUGCUCUGUAUAGUCAGAGGAGAGAUGUUGGCCUGGGAGCAAUCAAUCACAAGACUGACAGCUACUAUGCCACCUGCGUUUCAAUCUCUUACAUUGAUAUUUUGGGGGGGGGGGGCAUUCAAGCAACAAGGCAGUAACUGCUCAUUUGGUCUGAAACGGGUUAGUCAUUUUUGCUACAUAAAAUACAUGCUUAAUCACGUGGACAAGUAUCCUGCCUCGAGUUGUGUUUUGGAGAAAAUGGGGGUCAUGUUAGCAGUAACUGUAUAAAGUUACUGUGAAACCAAGGUAAAUAAAGAUAAAUAAAAAAAUUCUCAGUUCCAUGCUACGAGCAGUUCCUGCCUUUUUGCUUGGUAGGGCAGAAUACAGGGCUUUCUGUGCUUUAUGUCUUCAACAUUUCUAAUUCAGUGCCGUGAAAAAGUAUUUGCCCCCUUUCCAAUUCUCUACUGUACAUAUUUUAGAUACUGAAUGUUAUCAGAUCUUCAACCAAAACCUAAAAUUAGAUAAAGGGAACCUGAGGGAACUAAAUUAUACAUAUUUUAAUAAACAAAGUUAUGCAACACCCAAAUGGGAUUAGGUCUGGACUUUGACUAGGCCAUUCCAAAACUUCCUAGACAUUCAUAUAGACUUUAAUUGUGUUUUGGAUCAUUGUCCUGCUGCACUUCAACUUCAGCUCACUGUAACUGUAGAAUUCUGACACAAUAGAAGAAACCAAGAAUUCUGCUUUAAGGCAAGUCGUCCAGGCCCUGAAGCAGAAAAGUAUCCCCAAACCAUCACACUACCACCACCACGCAUGACCGUUGGUAUAAGGUUCUUACUGUAGAAUGCAGUGAUUGGUUUUCGCCAGACAUAAUGGGACCCAUGUCGUCCAAAAAAGUUAUACUUUUGAAUCAUCUGUCCAUAGAACAUUCUUCCAAGAGUCUUGAUGAUCAUCUAGGUGCUUCCAGAUGCCUUUUGGCAAACUUGAGUAAACUUUUUGGAUGACAUGGGUCCAGACCUAAUCCCAAAUAAGAUGUUGUGGCAGGACUUGAAACGAGCAGUUCAUGCUUGAAAACCCACAAAUACCACUGAAAUAAAGCAGUUCUGAAUGCAAAAGUGGGCCAAAAUUCCUCCACAGCGACGUGAGACUGAUCAGCAACGACAGGAAGCGUUUGGUUGCAGUCAUUGCAGCUAAAGGUGUCACAACCAGUUACUCAGUGUAAGGGGGGAAUUACUUUUUCCCCACAGAGGGGAAUUGGGUAUUGCAUAACUUUAAUUAAAUUAAAUAAGUAUAUUUAGUUAUUUGUAAAUGCAUGUUCCUUUUAUCUAUUAGGUUGUUUUAAGAUCUGAUAUAAUUCAAUCCCUUUUCAUGGUACUGUACAUGUAUAAGGCCUCAGGUAGAGAAACAGACCCUUUUCUACAAGACACGGGUUCCAUACUGACGAGUUUUAAACUCUUAUUACAGUACAUCAAUAUGCCGUACCUUUCUCCUCCAGCAGAUGGCAGUGCUAGACACCUUUACUGGUUUUAGGCUCGGUCUCCACAGUCAAACCAACAGUUAAUUGGAAGGAAAUGAAACAAUAACCCAAGACCAGACCACAAAGUUGUGUACUAAAAUAAGGUUAUUUACUUUCAAAUUGAUACAUUGGACAGGCUGUGUACAGAAACAGAAUCGUUUUCUUUCCUUGGUAAACUCAAAAAAAAAGGGCACCUUUUAACCAGAUGCUGUAUAAAAACACAUUAAAGAUGUACAUAGAGAUUAUUCUAUAUGGUUUUCUUGCAUAUUACAAAGAGGAAAACACUAGUUACUGCUCAGGUGAAAUAUUUUUUAAAUAUCUACCAUAUGUACUGUUAGCUUAAUUCACAAAGAAACUGUCCUGACCACACUAGGUUGCACGUGAUUUCAGCGGACAUGCACACUUAAACAUGUGCGCAAACCCACAAGCACUGCAAGAUAUUUUUUCAGAAUUUGUAUGGACACAAGGGAAGCAAAAGCAAACAUUGGAUAGAUAAAGAGGCAGACACAAUAGGAGCAGGGACUUGGAAGAAAUAGUUAAGAAUACACUGGCCAAGACUUGGAUCCUACGCAAGAGGGUUAACAAAGGGCACGAUCUGCGUCUAGAGUUGAGGACAAGUGGUUCAGCCAAGGAUAUUAUUUAUGUUGUUUUCAUUUCAUACCUGUAUGAAGUUCUAAAUGUAGAAAUGCAGUUCCUCUUGUGCUAAAUGGUCAUAAAUGGGCUUGCUCUACCCUCUGCACUGGCCCGCAGAUAACAUCACUGAGGAAACCUGCAAAUAUGUAUAUAUUUGAAUGUGUCCCAAAGCAAGCGGAAGUGGUUUCACUUCAGUGUUGCAUCUACUGUAUGUUCCCUCUGUACAUGGCUUUACAACUCUGGCUAACUAAAUGUUUUUAGCACAAGUAAAUAUGCCAUUUACCAUAGCAUUGAGUAAGCUAUAUAAUUGUACAUUAAGUUAGUAAAAUAUUGCAUAUUUUCUGAACUAAUGUUGACUUGUGAGCCCUAUGACAAACCUGACAUGUAGGACCCCGGAAGACAAACAAUUACUGCACAAUGGUACAGUUCAACGGCUGAGCUCACAUGAUGUUUGGCAAUAUGAAAGUUGGCCACUUAAUGAAUGAAUAUAUAUCUGUAACUCAAAAUGGAAUGAAAAGCAAGAGAAGAGCAGGGGGGGGAAUCUAUGGAUGUGGGUAAGAGGCGUGGGGACAGCAGAAAUGUCAGAUUAAUCAUUUUUAGAAAGGCCUAAUUGAUGUGUGCCCUCUAAGCUAAACACUUUUGCAUAGGCUUCAUGAGGGCCAAAAUAUGCCAUUUUUGUGUUCUGAACUUAACUCCCAGAAGACAUACAGAAUAUAACACAUAUGAAGAAGGGGUAAGCAUAGAGACAUGAUGGGACACAAACUCCCUAUUCACAAAUGUCAUUUGAAUACAAUUUUGUGUUAAAUAUGUUUUUUUUUUUUUUACCAGACGUCUUUUUUGACAAGUUACUGAGUUGAGGUUUGUUGUAGGAAGCACAGUGACAAGUUGAUUUAAGGCAAGUCAGGUAUCCCCUCUUACAACGUCCUUGGUUGACUGGAUUGCUCAUAGCUCUUGAAGAAGGUCCCGUUUGAAGCCCACUGGACGCGAAUACCAUUGCAGCAUGUUUUUUUUUUGAGGCACGGCAUCUAUCGAUACAAUAUAUUUACAUAUUAAAUUCACAUAUAAUUAUAGUACCUUAUUUCGUAUUUCGUAAUUACUCUACUUAUGAGUCGAGAGACAUUUUAAUAUGGCAGGAGAAGACUGUCCCGAAGAGAAAAAAAUGUUGGCAUAAAACGCUUACAGGCAAAAACCGAACAGAAUUGGCAGGUGGUGACGCUUGCGAGGGCAGUGUCUUGGUUUGAAGUGAGGCUCUAAGGUUCCUCCAUCAUAUUCCUUUCUGCCCAUCAACAUGUGAGCAGGAAAAUGCCAUCCCCCUCCACACACAAUGUCAUGUUUUGACUUUCACAGAAAGCAUUCAAUGCAGCACGAUAACCACAAACUCCUCUGGCCAGGGAGGGAAUAAGGGAAAGAGCCUCUGGCAGCAGCAUCUGUUCGUUGUGGUGAUAGAGACUCAUGGAGGCUAAGGCUCUAUGCCCAAGGCCCAGUGACAACAGGGCCCUUUUUCUCCCAUACCCUGUUCCUCCUCCCCUGCCAACUGAACAGAGGUGACACAUUCAGCAUUACGACACACUGGGGAGUUCUGUCUCUAGGUCAUGCUGUGUUGAGUAUGUAGGGGGGAAAAGGAUCAAAUCUUGAUGUCCUGCGAUUCUACCAUUUUGGCCAAGGUCUUCUUGACUCGUAAGAUGGUGAGGCGCGAGGCGGGGUUGUGGGCCCAGCACUCAGACAUCAGCUUCAGCAUGGCUCUCAGACACUGGAGAAAACACACACACACACACACACACCCCGCUUUAGGAGUUUGAUCUAAUUUAAAUAACCUCUAAAUAAACAGUAUUGCCUCGGCAGAUUUGUACUUAUUAUAGUUUUUUUUAAGUACUAAAUACAAAUGCUUUCAUAUGGGUUACAACUGGAUAAAAGACAACCUUUGCCUUCUUUACUUCUUUUUUCUAUGCGUUUAUGCAUUGAUCUUCAGGUUCUUUCUCAAGGGUCUUGUACAGGGAAAACCAUAUUUGCCCUGAUAAAUCAGGACUCACCUCGUCACCGUUCCACCUGUUGGACACGGUGGGCCGCAGCCCUUUCACACACACCACCUCCAGCAUGUCCUCAAAGGACGGCUCUGCCGGCACCAUCUCAUAGUAGGGCAGCUGGUGGUCCUCCACUAUGCCUGAGAGAGGAGAGGGAGAUAGUGACACGUAAGCAAAGCGCAAAAGAACACCGGGUUCAACCAUACUGUCAGUGUAGCGCUUUCCAUAACCAGUUGAAAUCUUAACCCCAGAUAGGCUUUUCUUCUGUAGCGGUUGGCAGGGCCUAAAAACAAACACCGCGGGUAGAUUUUUGGCAUUGGCGUGUAAUAUGUUUGUUUUCACAAGCCAUGUUGGCGGGUGGUCAGGGCUCCACAGCAUUUCACUCACAUUUGAGAAUAAAAAUAGAUCUCUGCACCCAUUUAUAGAUAAAUAAAUGCUUCAGAAGUGUU